Molecule: messenger RNA, 879 nt
Organism: Serpula lacrymans var. lacrymans S7.9
Lineage: Eukaryota; Fungi; Basidiomycota; Agaricomycetes; Boletales; Serpulaceae
Exons: 3
Coding region: 61-432 (123 amino acids)
Biological process (GO): mRNA splicing, via spliceosome
Cellular component (GO): nucleoplasm; ASAP complex; cytoplasm
Molecular function (GO): RNA binding
Source: RefSeq, a predicted model, not a curated record
ACGCCUUCUUGUCUUGUUGCUCCAGUUGUAUUUUGUGUGAGAAGAGGAAAGUAGAACGAAAUGUCAACAAGAGGCCGGUCUCCUUCUCCACGCCCCGUCCAGGAUGCAGAUGUUGACAUGGAAAAUGAGGAGAACGGCGAAAAAAAGGAUGCCAAAGUUGUCGUUGUGAAUGGCCUUUCUCGCAAUGUGGUUCAUUCACAUCUACAGACAAUAUUCGGUUUUUAUGGAGAGAUUACAAAGGUUGAUUUACCCUUAUUCUUGAAGUCCGGUCAGAACAGAGGAAAGGCUGCUGUGGAGUAUGCCGACUCAGCAUCAGCUAAUAAAGCUGCAUCGCACAUGAACGGAGGUCAGCUCGAUGGCCUGGUUCUAAAGGUCGAGCUAUCCGACCUUCCAAUCCGCUCGCGUUCGCGCUCUCCUCGUACACGGACGUGACCGCGACCGCCCUCGCUCUGUCUCUCGCUCCCGUUCUCGCUCACGAUCCCCACCACCCUACAGGAGGAGAGGGUUUGAACCUCCUCGCUAUGCAGAUAAUUACAGAGCGAGAGGAUAUGGCCGCAGAGGACCCCCUGCGAGAGAUACAUACCGCCCAGCCUCCCGGUCUCGCUCACGCUCACCUGUGCGGGGUGCAGGCCGUCUUCCACCUAGAAGAAGAUCUCCCAGCUACGAGCGCGGAGGGACAGGAUACGGUCGUGGGCGACGAAGCCGUUCAAGGAGCUAUUCUGUUCGCUCUAGCCGCUCUCGAACGAGAUCAGUCUCACGUUCUCGUUCCCGUUCAUCUUACUCCUCGUACUCGAGGUACAGCCGCAGCAGAACCCGGUCCAGGUCAGCAAGCCGUGGGAGGAGAAGUACAAGUAGAGAUGACAUUAGGGACAGCAGAUC